Messenger RNA from Sorex fumeus (smoky shrew), 1867 nucleotides. It is a transcript of the gene CFHR3, whose product is annotated as complement factor H related 3. The record is from RefSeq and is a predicted model, not a curated record. Bases 117 to 1850 code for a protein of 577 amino acids. NCBI's taxonomy places the organism in Eukaryota, Metazoa, Chordata, Mammalia, Eulipotyphla, Soricidae. The transcript has 9 exons.
CUAAAUUCUUGCCAAGUCCGAGUUAGGGUCACAGCUGGUAAGUUCUAUUGAAACAAAUACAAGUCUGGAGAGCACGACUGAAAUGUUCCUAUGACUAUCCCCUGGGAAUAGCUAACAUGCACUUGCUGACCAUCAUCCUUCUUACUGUGUGGGCUUCCUGUGCCCAAGGACAAGGAGGAACUUGUGACUUUCCCAAAAUAAAACAUGGAAGCAUAUAUAAUGAAAAUAGAUAUGAGCAUCUGUUCCCAGUUGCUAUUGGAAAAUAUGUCUACUAUUCCUGUGAACAGAGCUUUGCAUCUCCAAAACAGUCAGUCUGGACACGAAUAGAGUGUACAGCAGAAGGAUGGUCCCCCGAUCCACAGUGCCUCAGACACUGCAUUUUGCCUUCUGUGGAACAUGGCCAUUCUGAUUAUUCACAAGUAACACAUUUGGAAGGCGAAACUGUGAAAAUUACCUGUGAUAUAGGCUACAGUCUCCCAAAUAAUCAGAGGAUAAUUACAUGUACAGAAAGUGGCUGGUCCACUGAGCCUAUAUGCAUUCCAUACCGUAUUGCUGGGCACAGGAGGCUUUUCCAGAGCAGUGAGACUGAGACUACUGGUGCAGAGCCCAUUCCUAACAUAGAGCUGCGAGAGACAGGAAACAAGAACGCAGAAGUCUGGCGGGAUCUGGACUUCUUCCACCGAAUCAAUAGAGGUAUUGCUGGCCACAGGGGGCCUUUCCAGGGCCGAGGGACUGAGAAGGCCCGAGCAGGGCCGGUUCCUGACAUAACGUUGGGAAGGCUGGCAACCAGAAAUGCAGAAGACCCGCAGGAACCGCCCAUUGUCCUCCACCCAUUCAAUCCACGUAUGGCUUGGCACUGGGGGCCUUUUCAAGGCCAUGAGACUGAGACUACUGGUGCAGGGUCCGUUCCUAACAUAGAGAGGCGAGAGACAGGAAACAGGAACGCAGAAGACUGGCGGAAACUGGCCUUCCUCCGCGGCCUAUCCGAUAGAGAUAUCGCUGGGCACAGGGGGCCAUUCCAGAGCAGCGAAACUGAGACUACUGGUGCAGGGUCCAUUCCUAACAUAGAGUGGCGAGAGACAGGAAACAGGAACGCAGAAGACUGGCGGAAACUGGCCUUCCUCCGCGGCCUAUUCGAUAGAGGUAUCGCUGGGAACAGGGGGCCAUUCCAAAGCAGCGAAACUGAGACUACUGGUGCAGGGCCCAUUCCUAACAUAGAGCUGCGAAACACAGGAAACGGGAAUGCAGAAGGCCGAUGGGAACUGCCCUUUCCCCUCCGCCAAUUCAAUACAGAAUUCUGUUAUAGACCAACAUUUGAGAAUGCCAGAACAGAGAGUCGUGGCAAACGGUUUAGGGUCAAUGACCAUCUGGAGUAUGACUGUCACCCUGGAUAUGAAAACAAACAUGGAAACACCUCAGGGACCAUAGUAUGUGGUGACAGUGGCUGGUCUGAUACACCAACAUGUUUUGAUCCUAAAGAAAAAUGUGGACGUCCUCCAGCCAUUGACAAUGGAGAUAUUACCUCAAUGCCUUUAAAAGAAUAUGCUCCAGGAUCAUUAGUUAAGUACCAAUGUCAGUCCUACUAUAAACGACGGGGCAAUAGUACCAUAAUAUGUAAUAAAGGAAAGUGGACAAUACCACCAGAAUGUUUAGAUCCUUGUGUAAUAUCAGAAGACAUCAUGGAUAAACAUAAUAUACAAAUACAAGAAAGAAGAGGAAAAGAGAUUUAUUUUCAAUGGGGGGAAACUGUUAAAUUUAUGUGUAAACGUGGGUAUCAAAAACAGACUGAACAGAAAUCAUUUCGAGCAACCUGUAUGAAUGGAAACCUGACAUAUCCAAAGUGUGAAUAAAAAUAUUUGAAAUCUUA